Messenger RNA from Morus notabilis, 1048 nucleotides. RefSeq names its product monothiol glutaredoxin-S15, mitochondrial. NCBI's taxonomy places the organism in Eukaryota, Viridiplantae, Streptophyta, Magnoliopsida, Rosales, Moraceae. The record is from RefSeq and is a predicted model, not a curated record. The transcript is spliced from 7 exons. The coding region runs from base 313 to 822 and encodes 169 amino acids.
AAAGAAAAGAAAAUGAAGAGAUGAUAACGGAAAACCCUAAAGAAAAAAGGAAAAAAAAAAAGGGCGAAGAGAGCUAUCUGAGAAAGAAAAGUGACCAGCUGAGCCCCACCAGUUGCCGUCAGGUCAUUCCACAAGCACCAUCGUUGCCGCCCAAAUCUUAUCAGGCCCGCCACUCCGCGGCCAGCCUAGUCCGACCAAGCCGCCUCCUUUGCACUGCCAAAAGCUCGACCCGCCAGCCAAGCCGCCUCAUCGCCAUCGUAGCUGCAAGCAAGCCCUAGUAAUUAGUAUCAUCUCUUCAGAGUCUCUGUAAUCAUGGCAAGGUCAUCAUCAAACAUGUUGUUGAAGGGGAUUUCAGGUCUCCUAGCUGCUCGUUCUAGUAGAAUUGUGUCUGGAUCUUUUUCCCAGUAUGGAAUGAAGUACUCAUCUACACCUAAUGAGCCUGAUACCCAUGAUGACUUUAAGCCUACUAAUAAGGUUGAGAGCUCUGGGCUUUCUUUGAAGGAAGUUGUUGAGCAGGAUGUCAAAGAGAAUUCUGUUUUGAUUUACAUGAAAGGAGUACCCGAUCUUCCUCAAUGUGGAUUCAGCUCACUAGCAGUAAGGGUGUUAAAACUAUAUGAUGUUCCGCUGAGUGCUAGAAACAUUUUGGAAAACCCCGAGCUGAAAAGUGCUGUAAAAGCCUUCAGCCAAUGGCCAACAUUUCCUCAGAUUUUUAUCAAGGGAGAGUUCAUAGGUGGUUCAGAUAUUAUUCUGAAUUUGCACCAGACUGGCGAACUGAAGGAAAAGCUAAAGGAUAUUGUAGCCAAUCAAGGAAGCUCUGAAUAAGUUGUUGAAUUUAAUGAGUGUGAUUUGAGCUUCAUCAACAUCGGUCCUUUGAUCAUCACAAAGGCUAGAAUAUAUGUGAUCAUUCGAGAUGCUAGGUUUAUGAGAGUCGGCGAUACAAAAAAGUUUCUCUUGAAAUUUAUAGAGAGCAAUACUUAACUUGUUGUUCUCCUUUCAUACUCUGUAUUAUGACCCUUUUUUGUGGCCCAAAAAUUUUUGAAUUAUUGAA